AUGGCCGGUGAGAGCGAGGAUUUGAACAGUCGGGAGGCGCAGACUGUCUGCGACGGCCUGGAACGCUACGAGGACACGCUGCGGGGCGCCGUCCGGGAGAUCCAUGUGGACAUCCAGCUGUUCAAGCAAGGAGUAGGCCGGCAGGUGGAGGAGGUGCUGCGCCUCGCCAGCCCCUUGGCACACGCUGUCUCUGAGCUGCAGCAGGAGAACCGGCGCCUCCGGGUACAGCUGGAGCGCCUGUCUCGGCAGGUGGAGGCCCUGGGCAGGUCAGCGGGGCUGCCGCAGGAGUGGGUGAACGAGGCGGCAGAGAGCCCCCAGGUCGUGGGGCCCGGCUCGCCGGCGCAAGGUUCGGCCGACGGCGCCUUCUCCGGUCAUGCCAAGCGAACGGUCGCUGGCCGGAGCCAAAGUGUAGACCUGGAUGACCACCAGAAACCUGAGUUUAGAAGAGUUUUUAGUUCUUCCAUCAUUGAAAAUGGGCAUCGAUCUUCAUCAUCAGGUCAGGCAAAAGUCGCCCGUGAACUGAUCUGUUUUCAGAUGUCAGAAUCUUCGUCCCCCGAAGCCCAUGCCCCUGCAGUUGCCUUACAGAUGCCCCACCUUCCCGUUACUGCAGUAACCAGGACAUCUGAGAAGUUUUCAGGAGAGAACAUCUGUCCAACAGGAACAACUAAUACAUCUUCUUGCCUGCUGGAACAGGGCAAGAGCGUAAAUAAAAUGGGAGUAAAAUCUUCCAACCAGCCAGUGAAGGACUGGAAUUCAAUUCCAAUGAGAACAAUGGAUUCAUCUGCCACUGGAGAGAAUGCUACUUCUGUCACCAAGCCUGUCUCAACUGUGAACUACAGGCUGCAUAGUGGAGCCAAAACUGGUGAAAGUGCCAUUGACAGUUGCUGUGAGGUGACCCCCAGCUCUCACUCACCUCCUCCUGCUGUGCAUCGCCCAGUUGAAAGGAGGCGAGAAUUGGUGCGGUCUCAGACGCUCCCACGGACUUCAGGAACGCAGGCCAGGAAAGCGCUUUUUGAAAAACUUGAACGCGAUGAUGGAAAAGGAAAGGGAGAAUCCAGAGCUAAGCUGAAGAGGUCGCUGAGUUUUGGGGUUGCCAGCGCUAGCAGCAUUAAACAAAUUCUGUUAGACUGGUGUCGCUCAAAAACCAUAGGAUACAAGCACAUUGAUCUGCAGAACUUCUCCUCAAGCUGGAACGAUGGGAUGGCAUUCUGCGCUCUUGUGCAUUCUUUCUUUCCUGAAGCUUUUGAUUAUAAUAAGCUUGACCCAGCUAACCGCAAGCAGAACUUUGAGCUGGCCUUCACAACGGCUGAGAAAAUGGCUCACUGUGACCGUCUGAUAGAAGUGGAAGACAUGAUGGUGAUGGGUCACAAGCCAGAUCCCAUGUGCGUCUUCACCUAUGUCCAGUCUCUGUACAGUCAUCUACGAUGUUUUGAAUAAAACCAUCGACACCUCUCCAGCCAGAAGGGUCAAGUACAGCAUGCUAAUAGGAAGACUAACAUUUUGCAAAUGGAACACAGUAUUAUUUCUUGCUUUGUACUGUCCCUUUGCUUACAUUCAGCUGUGUAGCUGGCUGACUGAAGUAUUGCUGAGCAGUGCCCUGAAGUGUUGAUCACAUCACCGUGUCAGUAAUAAUGGAAAUAGGUUUGACAAAGACAAAAAGACAUUGGCAAAAGCAAAUAUUGUCAUUUUAGUGCUAGUAGUAGAUUGGAUUUUUAGGAUUUUUAUGUUUAAAGAUCACAGGAAGCAAAUAUACUUCUCCUGUCUGUAAGGUUAGGGACAAUUUUAUGCAGUGAUUCUGCUAUGAAGGUGUUCCAUCUUAAAAUGCAGGUAAAACUCCAGAAGACAGCACCUUCAGUUUCACUUCUCUGUUAAACAUAGUAUAAAAGAAAUAGCAGAUGGACAAGGAAAAUUCUGUUUAGCAAAUAAGAACCUAGAGUACUCAACCAUUAGAGCAAUCAUGCCUCUCCUCCAACCCUACCCCUCCCCUCUAGCAUACACACACCGAGAUCAAACAGGCAUUGUUUUGUUCUCUUAAAUCAUAAAGAGAGCAUAACCUCUUGUCUGAUGAAUGUGGUGACAGAUUACUACGUUACAUAAUGGCAUUUGUCUGUAAUGGUCAAAUCUAAUAGUAUUUGCUGAGAGGGUUGCUAAUGCCUCUACUGGCAGUCCUGGAUUGAUUUCUUGAUCAGACUAGCAACAGCUGGGACUCCUCUUUGUCUGAGAUCGUGUGCUUGCAUGGUUUAGGAUUGCAGGAAAGGUAGGAGCUAGCGAGGUAAAAAAUCCUUUGAACAGUUGUAAUAGAAACAAGCCCAUAAUGUCCUUUUACCUGGACUCAGGGGGAGAGCAGCUCUUCAGAGUGGACAAGAGUGAACUCUCUUCAGUACAGAUGCUGAUUCUGAGGCAAAUGAACAAUACACAAAAAUAUAUAUGAAAGAUGUGGGAGUUUUGAAAUAGUUUCAAAAGCCUUGCACUAGUUUCAGUUUUCAGUUAAAUUACUAUUAAAACCAUCAGUACAGUGUUUAGAUUAUUCCAGAUUUACAGGACUAAAAAAAGCCUUCUAAAAUUAUUUCUUCCCUAAGAAGAGGCUCAUAGAAAGAAAAAAACUGAAAGCCACAAAUCGUCUGCUCAUGCUAGAGAAUGUUUUUUAACCUGCCCUUGUGCUUUUUGUAGAUAUUUAGAAAGAUUAAUUUGGUUCUGUAUUGAUGAACAUUUAUAAUAAAAUAUGUCAAGCAUUCUUCA
Messenger RNA from Camarhynchus parvulus, 2739 nucleotides. RefSeq names its product smoothelin like 2 (gene SMTNL2). The coding region runs from base 1 to 1437 and encodes 478 amino acids. The record is from RefSeq and is a predicted model, not a curated record. Gene Ontology annotation, cellular component: I band; M band; filamentous actin. Lineage: Eukaryota; Metazoa; Chordata; Aves; Passeriformes; Thraupidae. Gene Ontology annotation, molecular function: protein phosphatase 1 binding; tropomyosin binding. The transcript is spliced from 9 exons. Gene Ontology annotation, biological process: positive regulation of vasoconstriction; actin cytoskeleton organization.